Penicillium subrubescens is the source of this 879-nucleotide messenger RNA. Its product is annotated as putative beta-1,6-glucan biosynthesis protein (Knh1). The coding region runs from base 1 to 879 and encodes 292 amino acids. Gene Ontology annotation, cellular component: extracellular region. Lineage: Eukaryota; Fungi; Ascomycota; Eurotiomycetes; Eurotiales; Aspergillaceae. Gene Ontology annotation, biological process: (1->6)-beta-D-glucan biosynthetic process; cell wall biogenesis; fungal-type cell wall organization. The transcript has 4 exons. The record is from RefSeq and is a predicted model, not a curated record.
AUGAGAUUCGACCGAUUGUUGCCAGCUCUAUACUCCUUGUUUACAGCGGCGUCGGCCCAGACUCUGAGUGGUCUGACCUUUGAUAGCCGCGAUGAAGUGAGUCUGCUAUGGGCUUUCGAUGGCCAAACAACGGGAAGUUAUGACUUCUAUCUUUGUGCUGGUGACGAGUCAACGGGGGCAUAUGAGUCUCUAACUCGUGUAAUCACCGACGGUACCUUUGCACCUGGAGACUUCGUGUCCUUCCGAGUUGCCCAGGACGUCGGCGGCAAUGACCCUAAUGCAUACUUCCUCAAGGUCGUCCCUUCAAACUCCAAGGAUCACUGGUCUGGAUUUACCUCGCAUUUCACCUUAAUCAACAUGAAAGGCACAUUUUCCACCACAGUGUCCAACGCAGUCAAAUCAAUCGAAUUCAUUACCCUCCCCAUGAUCCCAGGCGCAGACGCAAACCUUCUCGACGCAUCCAACCUACCCCCAACCCUCAACGGCUCAAUCCUCACCAGCGACAUCAACGAUGAUACGAAGAACUCGCUGCUACAAUUCCCCACGCCGACCAUUCCCACCGAGAUGGACCGACAUGAGCUGCGAAAGCGUUACGUGGAUCAGCACACUGUUCCCUACGGAAUGCAAACGGGCCUAACCAAGUAUGCCCCGAUGCCAAAGCGAGCCGGUACCACUAUUGCAACCAGAUCACCUACACCUCAAUACCCGCCUUUCCCUUUCUCUAUUGCGACUACGUACCUGGGGGCGCCGACGGUUCAAUACACUGAUACGGCGUAUUUGACCUGGACCACGCACAGCAUUGAGAAUACGGCUGCCCCUGCUGCUGCGCCUACGCUGGAUAAGAGAAUGCAGCAAUGGUUGGAGCGUUGGAAGGAUUAA